This is a messenger RNA of Nannospalax galili (Upper Galilee mountains blind mole rat), 516 nucleotides long. Its product is annotated as ADP-sugar pyrophosphatase-like. Gene Ontology annotation, cellular component: nucleus. The record is from RefSeq and is a predicted model, not a curated record. Lineage: Eukaryota; Metazoa; Chordata; Mammalia; Rodentia; Spalacidae. The transcript has 3 exons. Gene Ontology annotation, biological process: nucleoside phosphate metabolic process; ribose phosphate metabolic process. The coding region runs from base 196 to 516 and encodes 106 amino acids. Gene Ontology annotation, molecular function: ADP-ribose diphosphatase activity.
GAGUAGAUUUAGAUGUAGAGUUUCUUACAAUUUAGAGGUUUCCUUAGAUUGCCAUAAACUGAUUGCUGACCUGGCUGACCUUUCUUAGGCAUUUCUUAGCUUUGUUUCUUUUUGACAGGCGUAUCAAUCAUCCCAGUGCUGCAAAGAACUCUUCAUUAUGAGUGUAUUGUUCUAGUGAAACAGUUCCGACCUCCAAUGGGUGGCUACUGCCUGGAGUUCCCUGCAGGGUUCAUCGAAGACAAUGAAAGCCCAGAAGAUGCUGCUCUUCGGGAGCUGGAGGAGGAAACUGGCUACAAAGCGGGCAUCACAGAAUGUUCUCCAGCUGUGUGUAUGAAUCCAGGCUUAUCAAACUGUACCACACAUGUUGUGACAGUAACCAUCAAUGGAGAUGAUGCAGAAAAUGUAAGGCCGAAGCCCAAACCAGGUAAGGGUGGUUACAUACAUUUAAGCUGGUUGAGUUGCAUUACAUAUCUGAACUUGCUUGAUUUGUUAAAGGAUAACAUAAUUUUUCAUUAA